Molecule: messenger RNA, 630 nt
Organism: Helianthus annuus (common sunflower)
Lineage: Eukaryota; Viridiplantae; Streptophyta; Magnoliopsida; Asterales; Asteraceae
Exons: 2
Coding region: 1-630 (209 amino acids)
Source: RefSeq, a predicted model, not a curated record
AUGGUCUUAGGGCAGGAUACCACCAAAUCCGGAUGCAUGAUGAUGGCAUUCAUAAGACUGCAUUCAGACACACGAGGUUGGGAAUCUCAUAUUGAUCACCUUAGACAAGUGCUGCUGAUUUUGAGAGAUCAACAGUUAUAUGCCAAGAAAUCUAAGUGCAAUUUUGGGGGGUCUUCGGUGGAAUACUUGGGUCAUAUAAUUUCCAAUAAAGGGGAGUCCACGGAUCCCAAAAAAAUAGCUGCUAUUAAAGAAUGGCCUGUUCCUACUGACGUCAAACAGCUAAGGGAUUUUCUGGGCCUUACUGGAUACUACAGGAGGUUUAUCAAGUCUUAUGGGAUGAUAGCAAAACCUUUGACAGACUUACUUAAAAAAGAUGCUUUCAAAUGGUCUGAUCAAGCUACUGCAGCAUUUGAACAUCUAAAAGAGGCUCUUAUGCCACCUCCUGUAUUAAGCCUACCAGAUAUGUCUAAGGUUUUUACGGUGGAAACUGAUGCUUCGGGUAAGGGUAUAGGAGUUGUGUUGAUGCAAGAGGGUCACCCUAUUGCAUUUAUAAGUAAAGCACUGUCAUCAAGACAACAAGCAUUGUCUAUCUAUGAGAGGGAACUGUUAGCAAUUAUCUUUGCUAUUUAA